AAUCCUAAAAAAUAGGGUGAUUAGUGCAAUUCGUCAAAAGCUUGAACUUGAUAAAUAAGUAAAUAACGACAUAACCACCAAUCAGCCAAAGCCAAUUGUUCCAAACUUUGUGAAUCUUUUUCAUUCAUCCAUUUCGUUUUUUAGCUUCUUGUUCUUUUCGUUGAUCGGCGACUUCCGUUAUAAGAGCAAUAAUCGCAUUGAACUAAUCAUUCUAUGGCGUCGGUGAAUUCCCUUACAGCAGGAGUUGGCAGCUGUGGUGGCGCUGGCGGUGGUAACGCUAGCGCAAACGGCGGUAGUAAUCAUAAUGUGUUUGUUUACGGCAGUCUAUUAGCCGACGACGUUGUUCGUGUUCUCCUUCGCCGCAUCCCUCAAAAUUCUCCUGCCAUCCUUCACGGCUAUCAUAGGUUUAGCAUCAAAGGGCGUGUUUAUCCUGCCAUUCUACCUGUAGAAAACAAGAAAGUUACAGGGAGGGUUUUAUUGGGGAUUACUCUUCCAGAAUUAGAAAUUCUGGAUAAAUUUGAGGAUUUUGAAUAUGAAAAGAGGGUUGUCGAUGUUUCUUUAAAGGAUACCCCUGAUGUCUUACAGGCUUAUACAUAUGUCUGGGCCAAGAGUGAUGACAGCAAUUUAUAUGGAGAAUGGGAUUUUGAGGUGUGGAAGGAAUCAAAGAUGAAAGAUUUUGUGAAUAUGACAAUGGGGUUUGUGGAAGAAGAAUCUAAGCCAAGAGUUAUAACCUAUGAAUCCUACUAUAAACCAGAAUGAUAUGCCAACAAUCUUUUGAAAGAUCCAUAUAUUUGUAUAGUCUGAAAAUAAAAAACAAAACUGGUUACUUGGUUAGGUUAUGUUUGCCUUAGCAUUUUCUCAUUUUCAUAGGCAUAUGAUUGAUGAUAGAAAAUCCUUGACUUGAAUUGCACUUGUUGAAUUUAAUCGUGUUUUUAUGAUGAUUCAUAUUCGGGUA
Messenger RNA from Lactuca sativa (garden lettuce), 955 nucleotides. Its product is annotated as AIG2-like protein D. The record is from RefSeq and is a predicted model, not a curated record. NCBI's taxonomy places the organism in Eukaryota, Viridiplantae, Streptophyta, Magnoliopsida, Asterales, Asteraceae.